CUCCCUUCCCGCGGGCUGAGAAGAGGCACCGGCCGGGGAGACAUGUGCAAGGUCGCUGGCCCCAGAGGAAAUCAACGCCUUCUGCCUGCAGGAUGGGCAGCCGCGGGAGAACAGGGCUCCCGGCUCCGGGCUUCCUGCUGCUGCUGCUGCUGCUGCUGCUGCUCCAAGACGCCUCCGCCAAGAAUAUCUGGAAGCGGGCGCUGCACCCCAGGCUGGCCGAGAGGCCCCGCGCCGAGGAGGGCACCCCCGGCCCCCGGCAGCCCCGCGCUGACCGCUGCCCCCCACCCCCACGGACGCUGCCUCCAGGCGCCUGCCAGGCUGCCCGCUGCCAGGCCGACGCCGAGUGCCCGCGACACCGGCACUGCUGCUACAACGGCUGUGCCUACGCCUGCCUGGAGGCCGUGCCGCCCCCGCCGGUGCUAGACUGGCUUGUGCAGCCGAAACCCCGCUGGCUGGGCGGGAACGGCUGGCUGCUGGACGGCCCCGAGGAGGCGCUGCAAGCAGAGGCCUGCAGCACCACGGAGGACGGCGUGGAGCCCCUGCUCUGUCCCUCCGGCUACGAGUGCCACAUCCUGAGCCCGGGCGACGCGGCCGAGGGCGUCCCCAACCGCGGCCAGUGCGUCAAGCAGCGCCGGCAGGCAGAUGGGCGGUUCCUGCGGCACAAAUUUUACAAAGAAUAUCCAGACGGUGACUCCAAGAACGUGGCGGAACCUGGACGGGGACAGCCGUGAACCUUUCCGUAAAGCCACAGCCGCCUGCGUUCAAGAUGGCUCCUCCGCGCCCUUCUAAGCCUUGGGGACAGUCAGGAAAGCAGCGGGACUCAGAGUCGCAGCCGGCUCCCCGGAGCGUGGCCCCAGAGCUCCGUGGAGCCCGCACGCCUCAUCCCCAGCUUGGCGCUGCCCCGGGUGUGGUGCCCGGGCGGGGGCCCCAUGCCAAGUCUGCGUUCUCCAUCGUGGAAUGAGGGGCCCGCCGCCCCCGAGCUACCUACCCCGGGACGCCGCGGUGCCUGCGGGAGGAUGUCUAAGCCCGCUCGCUGAUUCUUGUAGAUUUCUUCCAGGUCUUACUCUGGUUCUUACAAUAAAUUCACCCACUGUGUAACGGAA
Perognathus longimembris pacificus (Pacific pocket mouse) is the source of this 1103-nucleotide messenger RNA. RefSeq names its product WAP four-disulfide core domain 1 (gene Wfdc1). The record is from RefSeq and is a predicted model, not a curated record. Gene Ontology annotation, cellular component: extracellular region. Gene Ontology annotation, molecular function: peptidase inhibitor activity. Gene Ontology annotation, biological process: regulation of cell growth. NCBI's taxonomy places the organism in Eukaryota, Metazoa, Chordata, Mammalia, Rodentia, Heteromyidae.